CUUUAUUCAUUCAUGGAAGUGCUGCAAAUUCUAAACCGUUCACAAAGUUCAUUUCUUUUCCUUAUUAAAUUUAUAAACGUUUUUUUACUCAAAUAUUCCUUCCACUUUCUCAAGCCAAGAAUCUCUUCUCUCCCUCUUCCCUUUCCUUACUUUCAGAUUCUCCCCUUUCCUUCCUUCUUUUAACAAUGCUUCUUUCGUCCCCUCUCGCUUUCUCUCCCGCCCUUCUUUACUCUCUGCCUCUUCCUUUCAUUCACAUAUUCCGGCCACUUUUUCAUAAAUUAUAUACCCCAUGGCUCCUCCUCCUCCUCCUCCUCCCUCCGAUGUUAACCACCUCUCUCAUCCGUGUAUCUAUGGGGACUUUAACAAUUCGUACCCGGAGAGAAAAUCGAGGCUUAUGAAGUGGCUGAGUAAGAUUUUCAAGUCCGGUUCCGGCGGUCGUCGUGGCGGUGGGAGUGGUGGAUAUAAUCCUCAGUUUGUGGGGGAAGAAAACUUGGUCGUUCGUGCUCCGGUUAGGAUACCGGAUGAUCGUCCAAGGACGAAGAAGGAGCAAGAGGAAUUAGAUCACGCAAGGGCGCUAUCUUUAUCUGAUGGUAUGGGAAAACGAAAUGGUUACAACGAAUGGCGGAGAGACGACAAUUACGGUGGAGCUUUACCGAGAGGAGCUGACAAUGGUGGUCCGAAUUCAUCUUCAUACCCUCCUUAUGGCAACUUGCAGUAUAAUCCUGCUGGAUAUAGAGUAUGUGCUGGCUGUCAUCGAGAGAUCGGAUAUGGGAAUUACUUGGGAUGCAUGGGAGCCUAUUUUCAUCCCAAUUGCUUCCGUUGCCAUUCCUGCGGGUAUCCAAUUACCGAGCACGAGUUUUCUUUGUCUGGGAGGGAUCCAUAUCACAAAACUUGCUUCAAAGAACUGACACAUCCCAAAUGUGAUGUUUGUCUCCAAUUUAUUCCGACGAAUGCAGCUGGUCUAAUAGAGUAUAGAUGCCAUCCAUUUUGGUCCCAAAAGUACUGUCCAUCACAUGAACAUGACAACACAGCUCGCUGUUGUAGUUGUGAACGUUUGGAGUCCUGGAAUGUAAGAUAUUAUUCGCUCGAAGAUGGUCGGAGUUUAUGCUUGGAAUGCAUGGAAUCCGCAAUCAUGGACACCGGUGAUUGCCAGCCUCUUUACCAUGCCAUUAGAGACUAUUAUGAAGGAAUGAACAUGAAACUAGACCAGCAAAUUCCGAUGCUUCUCGUUGAAAGACAAGCUCUCAAUGAAGCCAUUGUCGGAGAAAAGAAUGGUUAUCAUCAUAUGCCCGAGACAAGGGGUUUAUGUCUGUCUGAAGAACAGACAGUAACCAGUAUACUAAAGAGACCGCGAAUUGGAGGCCGACAUCUUAUCGGAAUGAGAACUCAACUCCAAAAGCUGACUAGGAAAUGUGAAGUCACUGCCAUUUUAGUUCUUUAUGGCCUUCCGAGACUGCUGACGGGGGCGAUUCUCGCCCACGAGUUGAUGCAUGGCUGGUUACGCCUCAAAGGAUAUCGAAAUCUGAAUCCCGAGGUCGAGGAAGGUAUCUGUCAAGUGUUAUCACACAUGUGGCUCGAAUCCGAAGUACUGCCGGGAUCAAGCAGUCAAGCAUCAACAUCAGCAGCUUCUUCAUCUUCUUCCUCGUCUAAGAAAGGAGGGAAAUCUAAUGUCGAAAACAAGCUUGGUGAGUUCUUCAUUCACCAGAUUGCUCAUGACGCUUCCCCUGCUUACGGCGGAGGGUUCCGAGCGGCAAAUGCAGCUGUCAGUAAGUAUGGUUUACGUCGAACCUUAGACCACAUUCGCCUGACCGGAAACUUCCCGUUGUGAAAACCUCAGUGAUGAUUCAGUUUGUCAAAAGAAUGUUGAAAGUCGUGACAGAAGAUUGAAAUAGCUUCUCCCCAAAAUUUUCAUGGGGUUCCAUGACAAUACUUUUAACAUUUACUGUUGCCAAAUAAGAUGAGUUUCAUAUAUAUAUUACCUUGCUGUAACUUUCACGG
This is a messenger RNA of Hibiscus syriacus, 1998 nucleotides long. RefSeq names its product protein DA1-related 2-like. Bases 290 to 1828 code for a protein of 512 amino acids. The transcript has 12 exons. NCBI's taxonomy places the organism in Eukaryota, Viridiplantae, Streptophyta, Magnoliopsida, Malvales, Malvaceae. Gene Ontology annotation, molecular function: ubiquitin binding. The record is from RefSeq and is a predicted model, not a curated record.